Messenger RNA from Stylonychia lemnae, 1518 nucleotides. Lineage: Eukaryota; Ciliophora; Spirotrichea; Sporadotrichida; Oxytrichidae. The record is from the annotation of a GenBank genome assembly.
AUGGAGCCAUUGUUAGAUCCAGUAGGUGAUAGAGUUAUGAAAGACAUCGUGCCUCCUCCUCACAAGACUAUCUCAGACGAGCUUUUGUAUCCUAAUAGAAGUACCUUUAUUAAGGUUAAUAAUAUAUUGUAAAAUUUAGCCUCCACCAUUCCGAAUUGGGAAUUACUGAAGAAUCACAUGUAUAGAGAAGGUAGAGUUUCGAAAGAACACUGCCAAAAAAUUUUAAAGGACACGCUUGCUUUGAUUAAAAAGGAGCCAAAUUUGUUGAGUUUACAUGAUCCAGUAACAGUCGUGGGAGAUAUUCAUGGUUAAUACUAUGAUUUUGUUAAAAUGCUAGAUGUUGGAGGAAGUCCUGCUAAAACCAAAUAUCUUUUCCUAGGAGACUAUGUCGACAGAGGUUCUUUCUCAUGCGAGGUAGUCUUGCUGCUAUACUCUCUAAAAUUGAAUUUCCCAUAGACUAUUUACAUGCUGAGAGGAAAUCACGAGUGCAGAUAAAUGACAUAAUUCUUCAAUUUCAGAGGAGAAUGUCUAUAUAAAUAUGAUUAGGAGACCUACGACUUAUUUAUGGAAACUUUUGACGCACUUCCAAUAUCAUGCCUUGUAAACGAUAAAUUCCUUGCCCUUCACGGAGGAAUUUCACCAGAGCUGAAGACAAUUAAUGACUUGAAAAAUUUGCAAAGAUUCUAAGAGCCCCCAAGAGUUGGGCUAUUCUGUGAUAUAUUAUGGUCAGAUCCAGUAGAGGACGAAAAAGGCUAAUGUCCUCAAAGGUUUUAGUAAAAUGAUGUAAGAGGGUGCUCAUACUUUUUUGGGCAGCAAGCAACUAACCAGUUCUUACAUAAAAACAAGUUGCUCUCAAUUUUGAGAGCUCACGAGGCUUAGUUUGAUGGGUAUAAAAUGCAUAAAUGGAAUGGUCCAUCAGAAUUUCCAGUAGUUAUCACUAUAUUCUCAGCACCGAAUUAUUGCGAUGUAUACAACAACAAAGGUGCGAUUAUCAAAUUUGAGUAAAACACGUUAAAUAUUCAGUAAUUCAAUUACACAGCACAUCCAUAUAUCCUUCCAAAUUUUAUGGACAUUUUUACAUGGUCAGUACCUUUCGUAGCAGAAAAAGUUGUGGAAAUGCUUCUAAAUGUCCUAAAGUAGGGCAGUGACCUGCCAGAUGAAGAUGAGGAAUUAAAAGAUCCUAAAUAGCUAAUCGAGAACGAGACUGCCCCAAAAGUUAAAAAGGCUGACUUGCUAAGGAAUAAAGUGAGAGCGAUGAGCAAGAUGAUGAAGAUGUUCAAGACUCUCAGAGAAGAAAAUGAAAGUGUGGUUUAGCUUAAGGGUAUCUGUCCAGAUGGAAAGGUACCCAAAGGUCUCUUGCUAGAGGGUAGUAAAGCUAUUUAAAAUGAGUUAGUUGAUCGCUCAAAGCUGUUCUCGAACGCUAAGAAGCUUGAUUCUCAUAACGAAGGAAUGCCAUUUAAAUCUAGUGGUCCCAGCGGUACAACACAGAGUGUCCCUAUGAUGAACGGUGAGGAUUGA